Molecule: messenger RNA, 993 nt
Organism: Cynara cardunculus var. scolymus (artichoke)
Lineage: Eukaryota; Viridiplantae; Streptophyta; Magnoliopsida; Asterales; Asteraceae
Exons: 2
Coding region: 124-516 (130 amino acids)
Source: RefSeq, a predicted model, not a curated record
ACGUCAGAUCUUAUCCUGUUGAUCUCGAUUUUCCAACAAUGUCUGUGUUUUGCCUCAAUCAUCUUAUCCUCUCUACCUCCAUGAUUAUUUCUUCUUCAUGCUCUUCUUCAUCAACACACGAAGAUGAGAGACCAAGAUGAUCAGACUCGUGUUCUCAACCAGCUCGGUUCUAUGAUCAUCAACAUCCUCAGUUCACCUCCUCUACCUAUCCCAUUCCCAUCCGCCUUCAUCCGCUCCACCGUUGCUUCCUCGUCGACAUCCACCUCGCCACAUCCAUCACAACUGUCUCCCACUGCUUUCGCUGCAAUAUUUAUUGGGAUUUCCUUCGUGUUGAUGCUGUUUGGAUCCGCGAUUUUCGUGAUCGGAUUCAUGUUGAUGCCUUGCGUGAUUGCUUUGGUAAUGUUGUUCUACUUGGCCGGGAUCGUUUCUAAUUUGUGCUACUUGGCUGGAGUCAUUCUCUGUCCGUCCACCAGGAUUGUUUCAGGUUCGUCAUCAAAGGAGCAAUUGAAUACCUGAUGACUGUCCUACUUAAAAGUGUUGGUUCGUGUAGUUUGCAUAUCAGGAAAUAUUGUGUCACCAAUUUCUUUAUGCAUCUCGGACAUUGUAGAUCUUAAUAAUUAAGGUGAAGAAUGUCAAACUGGUUAAUUGUUUCUUCAUGCUUGCCAAUUUUGAGCAUAAUUGCUGUAUGAAUCUCAGCUAUUGUAGCCUUAAGAAUUUAGGUAAUGAAUUUCAAACCGGUUAUCUUGAUGCUUGCCAAUUUUUAGCAUAAGUAUCGAGUUUGGUGCAUAAUAGCAUCUAAUCAUGAUGAAGCACAUUAUGUAGCAUCAUCUCUCAGUCUCCAUUAGGGGUUUUUCAACCAUCAAACCUUCCUAACAUAAGUGACUAAUGUGUUCACUUGUGUGGAGCGAUUGCUGUAAUUGGUCUUGGUUUUGGGUUCAUAUUACCAGGCCUAUUUUAGGCCAAGCUAAACACAGGAUAUUAACACAUGUUUUA